Messenger RNA from Macadamia integrifolia, 1128 nucleotides. RefSeq lists its product as uncharacterized. Lineage: Eukaryota; Viridiplantae; Streptophyta; Magnoliopsida; Proteales; Proteaceae. The coding region runs from base 1 to 1128 and encodes 375 amino acids. The record is from RefSeq and is a predicted model, not a curated record. The transcript is spliced from 5 exons.
AUGGUUGAACAAGUGAAAGUUGGUAAUAAGAGUUCUAACACUUUCAAUAAAGGUGGGUGGAACAAUAUCAAGAAGGGGCUUGAGGAAAAAGCUAAUCGGUCAUUUACGAUGGUUCAAUUAAGGAAUAAGAUGAAUAAAAUGCGAUUCGAUUACAGCGCUUUCAAGAGACUACUGGAUACUACAGGUUUUGGUUGGAAUUCCGUGACGAGGACCUGUACAGUUGAAGAUGAGAGUGUUUGGGAUGUACACAUCAAGGCAAAUCGUGAUUGGUCAAAGUUUAGGAGGAAUGGGCUACCACAUUGGCCUGAACUAUGUAUAAUUUUUGGGGAUUCAUAUGCUAGUGGGAUAGGAGGAUUCGGGAAUGAAUCUGAUUUCAGGUUUGAAGAGGAAUCGAGAGGUGUUGAUGAUGAGGUGGAUGCAGAUGUAGAUGUAAUUCCAACUACUCCAUUGGCUAAUACGUUGCCAACAAGUUAUUAUGAAAGCCAAGAUCCAGGAACUGAUCGUCCUAGAGUCAACAGAAGACUUGAUAGGACACCUACAGGAUAUAGGAAGAAGAGUAGGACAACUGGUAUUGAACGCGCCAUACAGACCCUAGCCGAGUCAGUAGCAAACAAGAAUACUUCAACCCCUAGCUCAACUCCAAUGGGUCUCACUCCAAAUACCACAGAUUUCAGCACUUCUACUUGUGUUAGAUUAUUGGAAACUAUGAAUGAUAUCCCAAGAGAGUUGCAUAUUAAGACAAUAACAGGUGUAGGUCCUACUAAUAGAGCAGUUGAGGAGAGAUUCCAACAUUCAGGACAGACUGUCAGCUAUUACUUUGGCAAAGUAUUGCAAGGGGUGCUUAAGCUUUCUAAGGAGUAUAUCAAAGCCCCAUCGUUUGAUGAGAUUCAUAUGGAAAUAAUUGCAAACAACAAAUGGUGGCCAUAUUUUAAGGAUUGCAUUGGUGCCAUAGAUGGUACACAUGUUACUGCUAUAGUUCCCAAGGGAAAACAGAUCCCAUAUCGAGGACGGAAGGGGAUAACAACCCAAAAUGUGAUGUGUGCCUGCUCGUUUGACAUGAAAUUCACUUUCGUAUAUGCGGGUUGGGAAGGCAGUGCAAAUGAUUGUCGUGGAAGUAUUACGUUGUAG